Molecule: messenger RNA, 1109 nt
Organism: Spizellomyces punctatus DAOM BR117
Lineage: Eukaryota; Fungi; Chytridiomycota; Chytridiomycetes; Spizellomycetales; Spizellomycetaceae
Exons: 2
Coding region: 1-912 (303 amino acids)
Source: RefSeq, a predicted model, not a curated record
AUGAAGCAGACCACCGCAAAGGCAGCGCCCAGCGCGCGAACGCCGACAGUCGCGGGAAAGCCCAAAGUCACAGAGUCGAAGAGUGGUCCUGGAGGGGGUUCAGGUCUUCGUGACAAGGCAGCAUCAUCUCGGCCCGCUUCCGCGGCUGGAAAGAAGAAUGUGGACAAGACCGUGCCAGCGGUUGGCAAAGCACCUUCCACUGUUGCUGCCACCAAGUCCGCGGCUCGCUCGACACCCACCGCUAUUUCCCGCACACCUCUAAUAAAGGCUUCAAGUAACUUACCGGAAGAACCUUCGUCGAAUGUAUCACCGGCUUCUGUCCAGGAACCAGCAGAAGUGCAGCAAGUCGGCAAUAUCAAUGUCCAGGAGAAAAGCUUUGAGCCUCGCAUCGGUCUUGCCCGAGUACUCACUCGGCGUUUAGCUCUAACGCAGGAUACAAACACCCUUUCGACAUCCGGAUCUGUCGAUACUACCUCACUCAAGGCUGACAUUGAAAACUAUUACAGAGAAGCAAUUGGCCUUUGCCCUCGGUACCACGAUGCAUACAUUGAGCUUGGCGGUUUUCUCGAACAACAUACUUCACUCGUCGCUGCAGCUGAUCUUUACGCUACCUUCCCUUUCGAGCGAAAUACGGACCCAAAGUUACCGGAAACGAGUCAGGACGACCUCUAUAUUGAUUCAGAGAUUACACGGAUUUUUAUGAAACUGAAGCGGUUUAGGGAUCCGGUGCUCAUUCGUAGUUUGAUUGCGGAGGGAAGGGCAAUGGGGAUCGGUGUGCUUGGAAAGAAUAUUGAGACGUUGGACGCAGCUGGGGAAAAUAAAACGUUGAUGGAGGUGUACGCGGGAGUUAACCGAAAGGCAUUGGAUGAUCCUGAAAUGGUGGCGUUCUUCAAGAUAAAGUAUUGGAUAUGAAAACUCCUGUCUUGGACAUUGAUUCCGAUCUCACGUCACAGGGACAGGCAAACACAGGCCAUCAACUCGCAAAACAAGGAAUAAACAGAAAGGCCACACAUCACAUCAUUUCCGUGAUAUAUAAUGGCACACUCUAAACCAAUAUUUAAACACAUCAAUACAACAUCAAUGAGCCCUGGCCAGCUCUGAAAAGUAAC